Messenger RNA from Rhipicephalus sanguineus (brown dog tick), 805 nucleotides. RefSeq names its product phospholipid-transporting ATPase ABCA3-like. The coding region runs from base 19 to 426 and encodes 135 amino acids. NCBI's taxonomy places the organism in Eukaryota, Metazoa, Arthropoda, Arachnida, Ixodida, Ixodidae. The record is from RefSeq and is a predicted model, not a curated record. The transcript has 2 exons.
CUCAAGGCGGCUCCUCGGAUGAAGCUGUCACAGGCGGAGCCCUACCAGUCGUGGAGCACCGGCAGCAACUUUCCUAUGCUGCCUUUGUUCUCUCCGCGUCAUCCCGAGACCAAGUUUGACGGUAGUCCAGGUUACGUGACCGAGGGUUUCCUGUACCUGCAGCGGCAGGUGUUCAGGCAUACACUGGAGUUCCUGCAGGCUCAGGAGCAGCACUUCCCGGACCAGAAUCUGCCAGUGACGCACCUGCGUCUACAGCGGUUCCCGCUACCGCCGCACUCGGUGGACAGCUUCUAUUUCAUUGUCCAGUACUUCCUGCCCAUCAUUGUUCUGCUCAGCUACAUCUACCCUUCGCUGGCCGCCGUCCGCCAGGUCGGCUACGAGAAGGAGUCCGGCAUGAAGGUCCGUGCGUCCCAUCAAGAACUCUGAUGCUGUUAUUGUCGGGCAAGGUGUAUAUAUACGCGCAUUGCAAGCUUUCCGAAUGUGGUCCCCAAGUUCUGCGCGUAGUUUCUAAACGCUUAUCGCAUGCUUGUCUUCUUGCAUUAUUACAUCGGUUUCCUUUUUUUCUCUCUCUUUUCUACUUGCGCACAAUAGAUAUCUAUGGUUAUACAUUCGAGCUUCUCAUUAUAUAGAGCUACAUACUAAACAAUUUUCAGUGUUGUGUGCUCAAUUUCUAACCUUUAUGAAUGUUCGAUACUUAUAUAAUCACGUAUAUGUGAUUCUGCGCGCAUUCCAGAUACCGAACUCAUGGGUUCUUUGAAUAUUGCUCGUUUGUAUUUUGAUUCCAUAGUUGAAAUAAAGUUCACAU